AUGCACGUUAGAAUCCUCAAUACACGUGCGGCUGAAACAAGUCUUACACACUUGGAAUGCCGGUCAAGACCUAUGGCACACCCCGCCAAGGAUGCCCAGGUCAUCAACAUCUCACACGUCGAAAAAUACCUCAACACAUGUGUGGUUGUCAUCCAUAUCGAACUAGGGAAGUCUAUUGCCGUUGGUUACAUCAAAGAACAAGAUCUAGAAGGCGAGUUAUUUAACAAGUGGUAUCAGAGCCAGGUUAAGGGUUCUACGAUGUCUAAAGGGAAGAUGAAUGCGGAUCUAGUACCUGCGUUAAAGCCCUUUGACGGCAAGGAUGACCUCACGGAUUGGCAAAGGAUGAUGAAGAACGUACUGAUACAGCAAGAUUUGGAUGAUACCUUCCUUUGCUUUCCAAGAACACAAUAUUCACAAAAGUCCAGUUUGCAAGAUGACACACCUUCCAACAAGCCUUGCUUGUGUAAUUCUUGCAACCCUUUAUGGCUUAUGUGCCCAAGCCUAUGA
Messenger RNA from Prunus armeniaca (apricot), 507 nucleotides. NCBI's taxonomy places the organism in Eukaryota, Viridiplantae, Streptophyta, Magnoliopsida, Rosales, Rosaceae. The record is from the annotation of a GenBank genome assembly.